AUGAAGUUCCUCACCCCCCUCGUCCUCGCCAUGGCAGCCCUCACAACCGCCAUGCCCGCGGCCGAGAACCCCGCCGUCCCCGCCAUCGCCGCCCGCCAGAACCAGAACCGCCCCGUCCCCCGCGGCACCUGCUGCGUGGCCAACACGUCCCUCAAGCAGGACUCGUGCUUCGCCGCCAACGGCCAGCCCGGCCGCUGCGUCCCCGGUGGUAACAACUGCGGCUCCAGACUCAGCUGCGUAGCCAACAGCCAGCUGACCUGCACCAAUAACAUCAUCGAGCGCGGCAAGAACCUCUGCCGCGCCAGGGCCGGCAACGGCCGCUUGUUUGAUGGCGCGAGGUUGAUCAACAACUUGAACCAGGCCACCGUCAACUAA
This is a messenger RNA of Podospora anserina S mat+, 375 nucleotides long. RefSeq lists its product as uncharacterized. Bases 1 to 375 code for a protein of 124 amino acids. Lineage: Eukaryota; Fungi; Ascomycota; Sordariomycetes; Sordariales; Podosporaceae. The transcript is spliced from 2 exons. The record is from RefSeq and is a predicted model, not a curated record.